AUGGACAUCCCCGCAACGUACAGGGCAGCCGUGUAUGAUGCGCCAGGCACCAUCUCGACCAAAAUUGUAGAGCUGCCCACGCCCGAGCCCGCCGAGGGCCAGGUGCUCAUCAAGCUAGAGUUCUCCCUGCUGACCCAUGACCCUCUCAGAACACACUCUGGUGUCUGCCAUUCCGACCUGGGCGUCAUGACACGUUCGUGGGCGCUCCUGCCGUUCCCCACGCCCAAGGACCAGGUCGGCGGCCACGAGGGCAUCGGCGAAGUCGUCAAGCUCGGUCCCGGCGCCGAAAGUGCCGGGCUCUCCCUCGGAAGCCGCGUCGGCGUCAAAUGGCUCGCCAGCGUCUGCGGUGAAUGCGCACCCUGCAAAGCCGGACGCGACGGAUGCUGCAAGAAGCAGACCAUUUCCGGCUACUUUUCGCCGGGCACGUUCCAGCAGUACGUGCUCGGCCCGGCGCGGUACGUGACGCCGAUCCCCGACGGCGUGAGCGCCGUUGACGCGGCGCCGAUGCUCUGCGCCGGCGUCACCGUGUACGCGGCGCUGAUGCGCAGCAAGACGCAGCGCGGCGACUGGGUCGUCAUCUCGGGUGCCGGCGGCGGCCUCGGGCACCUCGCGGUGCAGAUCGCCAGCCGCGGGCUGGGCCUGCGCGUCGUGGGCGUCGACCACCCGAGCAAGGCGGAGCUCGUGCGCGCGUCGGGCGCGGACCACUUUGUCGACAUGACGCAGUUUCCGCGCGACGACGGGGGCGAGGCGCUCGCGGCGCACGUGCACGCGCUGUGCGACGGCCUCGGCGCGCACGCCGUCGUCGUGUGCACCGCGUCCAACGUCGCCUACGCCCAGGCGCUCGGCCUGCUGCGCUUCGACGGCACCCUGGUGUGCGUCGGCGUGCCGGAGCACACCCCGGAGCCGAUUGGCGGCUCGUUCCCGGCCAAGAUUAUCAACGCGAGUCUCAACAUUGUCGGCUCGGUGGUCGGCAACAACGAGGAUGCGGCCGCGGUCCUGGCCCUGGCGGCCAAGGGCGUCAUCAAGUGCCGCUCGCACGUCGUCAAGCUGGACGAGCUGACGAGCACGUUUGAGCAGAUGCACGAGGCCAAGCUGCAGGGACGCGUCGUCCUCGAUCUGUGGGCGUAG
Messenger RNA from Cordyceps militaris CM01, 1128 nucleotides. Its product is annotated as alcohol dehydrogenase, putative. Bases 1 to 1128 code for a protein of 375 amino acids. The transcript is spliced from 3 exons. Gene Ontology annotation, molecular function: oxidoreductase activity; zinc ion binding. NCBI's taxonomy places the organism in Eukaryota, Fungi, Ascomycota, Sordariomycetes, Hypocreales, Cordycipitaceae. The record is from RefSeq and is a predicted model, not a curated record.